AUGGUACUCAGAUUAGCAGAGGAAUGUCAACAGAUCCUUCUCACUGGCUUUUAUGGCUUCCUUGAAUCAGCUAGAAAGGGGGAUAGUUGGAACCUGAUGAAACUGAUUAAACCUGCAGAGAACAUACCGUGGCUGUGCUUUGGAGAUUUCAAUGAAAUCUUGCAUAAUCAUGAAAAGGUUGGAGGAGCUAACAGACCUUACUCUCAGAUGGAAGCCUUUAGAAUAUCCAUGGAAUGGUGUGGCCUGAGCGAACUAGGCUUUGUAGGACCCAAAUUCACUUGGUGCAAUAAUAGAAUGGGAACACAUUUCACUAAAGAAAGACUGGAUCGAGCAUUGGGAAACAUGCUAUGGACUAGUAUGUUUAAUGAAAACAGUUUCAAUGUUCUUGCUGCCCAACCAUCUGACCACUGCCCUUUAUUGAUAUCUGCAAACAAAAGAGGAAGAAGGGAGCUGUAUUUAGUUCCUACAAGAGAGAAAAUUUUCAGAUUUGAGGCAAGAUGGAAUCUUCAUGAAGCAUGCAAUAGCAUUAUUAAAUCCUGCUGGUCCCAUCAGGAUUCUCAACAAGUUUAUAAUAUCAACUCAGUCCUGAGGAAGCUCAACAGAUGUAAGGCCUCCCUAAAAGACUGGAGCUCAACCUUAUGGAAACAUAAGAGGGAUAUCCAAGCUCAAUUGAACAGGCUCCUGGAAAUGCAAGACUCUAACACUGGUUCAAGAACAACUGAAGUUAAGGCUCUUCAGAAGGAGAUUGAUAAAGCCCUUGAAGAAGAAAAUCUGAAAUGGAAGCAAAGAGCUAAACAGAUGUGGCUUAAAGACGGGGAUAGGAACUCAAAUUACUUCCACAAGUGCGCUAAUCAGAGGAGGAAAAACAAUAGCAUUCAGAAGCUUGUAAGAAAUGAUGGCCUUACCACAACUGACAUAGGUGAGAUUUCUUCUAUGUUUACCACUUAUUUCCAGGAGCUCUUUUCUUCAGCAUCUCCAAACAGCAUUGAUGUCUGUUUGAACCAAGUACAUCACCGAGUUAAUAGUGAGAUGAACUCCAACCUGACCAAACAGUUCACAGCUGAGGAGGUAAAGUCUGCCCUCUUCCAAAUGAACCCCAUGGGUGCCCCUGGCCCAGAUGGUUUUCCUGCAUUAUUUUACCAAUCUCACUGGGAUGUUGUAGGAGAAGAGGUCACUAAAGCAGUGUUGGAUAUCCUAAAUGGGAAUGGGGAAAUUUCACACAUAAAUGAAACCUAUAUUGUUUUAAUCCCGAAAGUUAAAAACCCUCAAACAGUUAUGGACUUCAAACCAAUAUCUCUUUGCAAUGUCAUUUACAAAGUGGUCUCUAAAACUCUUUCUAAUAGACUGAAGUUGAUCCUUCCUUCGAUCAUUGCUCCCACUCAAAGUGCUUUUAUUCAGGGGAGGAUGAUUCAGGAUAAUGUUAUUGUGGCUUUUGAAACUUUGCACUCCAUGUCCAUCAAAGGCAAAGGGCAACAAGGUUACAUGGCCAUAAAAUUAGACCUGAGCAAGGCCUUCGAUAGGGUGGAAUGGGAGUUUUUGGCAAAGGUCAUGGCUAAAAUGGGUUUCAACAGAAGAUGGAUAUUUCUGACAAUGCAGUGUGUAACUACAGUCUCCUACUCCACACUUAUUAAUGGGAAACCUCAAGGCAAUUUCUCUCCAUCAAGAGGGAUUCGACAAGGGGACCCCCUUUCUCCCUACCUUUUCAUUCUGGUAGCUGAGGUUAUUCUAAAUCUCUAUGAGGAGGCCUCAGGUCAGAAGCUCAACAAGUCUAAAACCUCGAUCUAUUUCAGUCCUAAUACAAGACCAGCAACUAGGGAGUACAUCUUGAGUCUUGCUCAAACAAGAGCCUCCUCUUGUUAUGAAAGGUAUCUGGGUCUCCCAAAUCUCAUAGGCAGAUCUAAAUAUGCUGCUUUCAAGGGCAUACUAGAUAGAGUCAGGGGAAAAGUCAGUAACUGGAAAAACAAAUUUCUAUCCCAGGCAGGGAAGGAUAUUCUCCUCAAGGCAGUGGUUCAAGCCCUCCCUACCUACUGCAUGGGAGUUUUUAAACUCCCCAAAUCCCUUCUAGGUGAGAUCAACAAAGUUAUGAACCAGUUCUGGUGGGGUCAUCUCCAAAAUGAAAAAAAGGUGCAUUGGGUGUCUUGGGGACAGAUGGGUAGAUCGAAAACUAGAGGAGGUUUGGGUUAUAGAGACCUUGAGAGCUUUAAUUUGGCUCUACUGGCCAAGCAGGGGUGGAGACUUCUUCAAUAUCCUGACUCUAUAGCUGCUCAAGUCCUCAAGCUGAAAUACUUCCCAGAUGUGGAUUUCUUUCAAGCCAAGUUGGGCUCUAGACCAUCUUUCAUAUGGAGAAGCAUUCAGGCUGCAAGAGGUUUGGUUGAAAAAGGGUCACUAUGGCGCAUAGGUAAUGGUCUAGGAACCAAAAUCUGGAAAGAUAGAUGGUUGCCCCAACCUUCUAGUUACAAAAUCCAAAGCCCUGUCCAUCUGUUUCCUGAGAAUGAAGUGGUGGCAAGACUCAUUAAUAAUGAGACAAAACAAUGGGAUAGAGGUCUAACCACAGCUCUUUUUGGGCCUGAUACAGCUUCUUUAAUUCAAAGAAUUCCUAUCAGUUUUUCUGGUGCCAACGACAGACUCAUUUGGUUGGGCACCAAAGAUGGAUCUUUCUCAGUCAAGUCUGCCUAUCAUUUGCAGAAAGAGUCCAUGGAACAACUUAAGGGUCAAUCCUCUAGAGGAAUACAGAACAAGGAAGUUUGGACAGGAUGCUGGAAGCUGCAGAUCCCUAAUGCAACUAAGGUUUUCAUCUGGAGGGCCUGCCUGGAAUCUCUUCCAACCAUGCUCAACCUAUCUAAGAGGAAGAUAGUAGAUUCCCCUAUAUGCCCCAUCUGUUGCAGGGAACAGGAAUCCACAACUCAUGCACUGUGGGAAUGUAGUUCUGCUAUGGAUGUAUGGAGUCAAGGCCAUAUAGUGUUUCAAAAAAGUUCUUUAAGAAAAGCCAAUUUCAAAGAGCUUUUCGAGAGCCUAUAUAGUCAGUGUGAUCAAAGCUUAAUGGAACAGUUUUCUGUGGUAGCCAGGAGCAUUUGGUCUAGAAGAAACAAGAUGAUCUUCGAGGGGUCCUUUGUGCAUCCAAGUCUGUUAGUAAAUCAGGCUUCACAAUCAUUGACUGAUUAUAGGACUGCCCAAGAGAACUGGAAGACAAAGGCUCAGAUCCACUCUCAAGCAUCCGUGUGGUCUCCCCCUCCAUCAGGUGUCACGAAAAUUAACUGGGAUGCUGCUGUGGAUGGUCCUAACAAUAGAAUUGGUAUUGGUCUGGUGGCUCGAGACCAAGUGGGUAAUGUUAUGAUCAGCAAAAAGCUCUCCAUUUCUUGCUUUCCUGAACCUCUGCUGGCUGAAGCUAUAGGUGCUUUUCAUGCGGUUUCCCUGGCCAAGGAGAUGGGUCUCACUUCUGUUAUCUUUGAAGGGGAUUCCUUACAGGUUGUUAAUGGUCUCAAUCUCCCUUCAGACAGGGGCGAUAGUGUGGGCAUGUUUUUAUCUGACACUAAGAGUAUUCUCUCUAGUUUUAGUCUUUGGUUUGUGGUUUUUGUUGGGAGGAGUGGUAAUCACUGUGCUCAUGUACUAGCCAAAGAAUCUCUAAUGUUAGCUGUGAACUCGAUUGAACUGGUCUAUGGGAAGACAUUUCUAUACAAGGCACUUCUCACAAAAGUAAGAUUAAGAAAAUUAGUAGCACUUUCAACUGCUUCAUCUCAUGUUGCUGCAUCUAUCCUUCCUAGAGGUGGAUCGGCACACUCGUGCUUUAAUAUUCCACUGGAUAUUGAUGAACAGAGCAUGUGUUGUGUCAGUAAACAAAGUGCCCUGGCAAAGCUACUACGUGUAGCAAGGUUAAUUAUAUGGGAUGAGGCCCUUAUGUCAAGAAAACAACACAUCAAAGCAUUAACAUUCGGUGGAAAAAUUGUACUUUUUUAUGAAGACUUUCACCAGGUUUUACCUGUGGUUUGUAAAGGAAUAAGGCAAGAACAGGUUGACACCAGUUUGGUUUCUUCCUAUUUGUGGCCUACAUUGAUCAAGCAUCAUUUGAUUGAAAAUAUGCGAGCAAGAUUGGAUUCAGUUUUUUCAGAAUAUGUGUUAGAAUUAGGUAAUGGAAUGCCACCAAUUACACUUGAUGAAACUAUAAAAAUUCCUGAUGACAUGCUUGUCUUCCAUGAUAUUCAUGAAUAUUCAAUAAAUAUUUCAGCAAUGAUGAAUCGGGUCAUAUUAACAGAUCAUUUAAUAGAUGUUGUCUUUUAUGAUAUUCAUGAAUAUUCAAUAAAUAUUUCAGCAAUGAUGACUCGGGUCAUAUUAACACCAAACAACAAUUAUGAUGAUGGAAUAAAUGUAUUACUAAUUCAUAGGUUUCCUUCUGAGCUUAGGCGAUAUUAUAGCUUUGAUAAAGCAAUAGAUGCAUCGGAACAAUCAGUUAUGGAGAAUUUUUUAAAUACUCUAACCCCAAAUGGACUUCCUCCUCAUGAAUUGUUACUGUAG
Messenger RNA from Carya illinoinensis, 4509 nucleotides. RefSeq lists its product as uncharacterized. NCBI's taxonomy places the organism in Eukaryota, Viridiplantae, Streptophyta, Magnoliopsida, Fagales, Juglandaceae. The record is from RefSeq and is a predicted model, not a curated record. Gene Ontology annotation, biological process: telomere maintenance; DNA repair. The transcript has 3 exons. Bases 1 to 4509 code for a protein of 1502 amino acids. Gene Ontology annotation, molecular function: nucleic acid binding; RNA-DNA hybrid ribonuclease activity; DNA helicase activity.